CUGCUUGUUGCUAGGUAAUGCAAUUAGCAUGUUGCUAGAAGGUGUUCGAAAACCCAGAGCUUCAGUUCUGUCUGACUAUUGACUCGGUUGUGUUGUUUACAAUGUAUGAGACCAACUACGACGAUGUUACCGAAUUUCUGGGAGACUGGGGACCUUUUCAAAAACGAAUCUCGUUACUCCUCUGUAUGAGUAUACUUCCAAACGGGUUGUUCGUGUUUUCCAUCGUAUUCCUCGCUGCCACGCCACCGCAUCACUGCGCGAUACCACCAAAUGCCAAUAUUAGCGCUGAAUGGAUCAACUAUUCUAUUCCACUGGAAGAAGAUAAUGGGGAGAUGCGGUACAGCAAAUGCACCAGAUACAAACUGGACGUAAUAAAACUUCUUUCAGACAACGGAUCCGUGCCUGGAAUCGACGUCAAUAUUACUGAAAUUGAACAAGAAAGUUGUACGGAUGGGUGGGAAUACGACAGAGAACGUUAUGUUUCAACUAUCGUAUCCGAGUGGGAUCUGGUGUGUAGUGAUGCAUGGAAGGUCCCCAUGACCACCUCCAUAUUUUUAAUUGGAUGGUUAAUUGGAUCCUUAAUUUCUGGUCAACUGUCUGACAGGUUUGGGAGGAAAAUCAUUCUGUUUGGAACAAUGGGAGUUCAGACUUUGUUCACAUUCUUCCUGAGUUUCUCCACAUCCUGGCUUAUGUUCUCUGCACUGCUCUUUGUUGUUGGGUUCACAAUAAUUUCUAAGUAUGUGGCAGCAUUUGUCUUAGGAGCAGAAAUUUUGAGUCCAAGAAUUCGGAUGAUAUACUCCACUGUGGGUAUCACCAUUUUCUUUGCCGUUGGCUACAUGUUACUUCCCCUGAUGGCCUUCUUCAUCAGAGACUGGAGAAUGCUGCUGAUUGCCAUGGCUGUUCCAGGAGUUUUCAAUUUCCCCAUUUGGAGGUUCAUCCCGGAGUCCCCCCGAUGGCUUCUCUCUCAGGGCCGGGUGGAGGACGCAGAGGCCAUUUUGAGAGGUGCUGCCAAGAUGAACAGAGUCACAACCCUGGAGGUCAUCUUUCAGCCUCUCCAGGAAGAAAACCAUAUGAAAAACUUGAAACGCACAAACAUCUGUGAUCUUGUGAAGUCCAACAGCAUCCGCUGGAUCACGAUCAUGCUGGGUUUCGUGUGGAUGAUAAUCUGCAUUGGGUAUUUUGCCUUAUCAUUGAACACCUCAAAUCUGUCUGGGGACCGUUUCUUGAACUUCUUCUUCUCUGGGGCUGUUGAAGUCCCAGCCUACAUUUUGUCCUGGCCCCUAUUUCACUUUUGCCCAAGGCGUUUGUGUCUCUUUGCCAUGCUGAGCUUUGGUGGAGCGGUACUUCUGGUUACUCAGCUCAUACCAAGAGAUUUCAGUUCAGUAUCUAUUGCACUGGAGAUGAUGGGGAAAUUUGGAUUCUCAGUGGCCUUCUGCAUCGUGUAUCCCUUCACGGCAGAGCUGUACCCCACAGUCCUGAGGAACACCGCAAUAGGUGCCUGCUGCAUGGCUUGUCGACUGGGCGGUAUUGCUGCACCCUACUUUGUCUAUUUGGGAACCUAUUACAAGUCCUUGCCAUACAUAUUAAUGGGGAGCCUCUGUGUUUUUGGGGGGUUGCUUAGCCUCCUGCUUCCUGAGACCUAUGGUAUGCCUCUCCCAGAGACCAUCGAUCACAUGCAGACUAUUCAAAGGUGUAAAAAGAAACAAACAUCAAACAUCAUUUAACGAGUGAUUCUUCAUUGAUGUAGAAUGUCAAUAACUGCAUCACAUCAAAAUAUUGGAUUACAUAAAGAUUGUCACAAGUUGUAUGUGCACCAUAGAAAAUAAAAAAAACCUUACAUUGUCCUGGUAUGCAUAAGCAUUUAGCUGUUGUCAGUGUUGAGUACAAUACCAGGACUCUUAUGUUAUCAUUCUUCAUGUCAGAUUGAAUAUGUAAAAGGGAUGUGUACUCCCAAACUGUUACUGAAACGAUGUGUAUAAUCAAACAAACAAUCAUGCAGGGCUCCUAUUUGUAAUCAGCUGGCAGUAACAAGUAUGUGGCAGUAAACAGUAAAGAAAUGUGUAACUACAGUGGAUCAUGGUACUGAAAAGGUCUCAAUAAAAGCAGUGAAUUACGUUUCCCAUGA
Conger conger (European conger) is the source of this 2125-nucleotide messenger RNA. Its product is annotated as solute carrier family 22 member 4-like. Gene Ontology annotation, biological process: transmembrane transport. Gene Ontology annotation, molecular function: transmembrane transporter activity. Gene Ontology annotation, cellular component: membrane. Lineage: Eukaryota; Metazoa; Chordata; Actinopteri; Anguilliformes; Congridae. The coding region runs from base 102 to 1724 and encodes 540 amino acids. The record is from RefSeq and is a predicted model, not a curated record. The transcript has 10 exons.